Messenger RNA from Falco peregrinus (peregrine falcon), 1181 nucleotides. RefSeq names its product T cell receptor alpha chain MC.7.G5-like. The transcript has 7 exons. NCBI's taxonomy places the organism in Eukaryota, Metazoa, Chordata, Aves, Falconiformes, Falconidae. Gene Ontology annotation, biological process: response to bacterium. The coding region runs from base 16 to 870 and encodes 284 amino acids. The record is from RefSeq and is a predicted model, not a curated record.
CGGCGGAGCGGCGGCAUGCGGCGGGGCCGGGGCGCAGGGCUGGCGGGGCUGGCCGCGCUGCUGCUGGUGGCUGUGGGCAGAGCCCAGGUGCAGCAGGAGCCGUCGGCAGAGACCACCGAGGACACCGGCAUCGCCAUCAGCUGCUCACACCCCAGCAUACAGAACUAUGACUUCAUCCAGUGGUACCGCCAGCUCCCGGGCCGAGGCCCCGCAUUCAUCACGAGCGGUCACAAAGGGUCCAGAGAGGUGCAGGACCCUCCGGGGCGGAUGUCGGUGGCGGCAGACCGCCGGUCCAGCGCCCUGUGGCUCGCCCGGCCCCGGCGCAGGGACGCGGCGGUGUAUUACUGCGCCGAAAUGCUGUGUGAUUAUGGUUCUGGCACUGGCAAGCUGACCUUUGGCUCAGGGACCAGGCUGUCCAUCCAGACCAAUGUUACACCAUCUCCUUCAGUAUACAAGCUGAUCUCUAAAGAUGAUGAGGAUUUGGAAAUGUGCCUUAUCACAGAUUACUCCCCUGGAAAGCUUAAAGGGACUGAUAAGCAGACAAGUGCUGUUGUGGAGGUGACAACAUCUGAGAGCAAACCAGAAGCGAGCUACCUGUCAACGUACUGGGCCAAGAAAGAUAAAAUGUGGUGUGGUGCAAAUCAUGAGGGCUUUGGAGAACUGGAGGCUGAGGAUCCUGAAAGUGGUGCCAGCACUGUCUGCGUUACAGGGAUAUCUCUACACUUCAGGACAGAUGAAAAUCUGAACAUGUUGUCCUUAUCACAUCUGAGCCUGAAAAUAAUUUCAAUGAAAGUAAUAAUUUUUAAUGUGCUGAUGACGAUGCUUAUGCGGAAAAAAAAGAAUGAAAGUAACCAGAUGGUGCAGUCCUGAGGUACCAAAAAUACCUGCUAAAAAAUCCUUACCAGAGCAUCGUGUGCAAGAGGGAACACAGGCAUUCCUGUUGCAAGGGAUAUCACUUGCUUUUUCUGUGUAUCUUGCCAGCCAUUGUAGUCUAAAUCACUUUAUUUGCUUUGUUAUAAAACUACUCAAAAAUAAGCUUUAAAUGUUCAGCAUUCUGCUCCCCUAGAUGCCUGACUGGUUUAGCAUGACAAUACCUCUUUUUGCAUGAAGCAUAGUUUGCUGUAACUAUAAAUUGCCAAACAUUAUUACUUGCAUUAAAAUUACACAUGAUUUCUGCUCGG